ACAACACAUACGCUAGGUCCUGUUAUUUAUAUUCAAUAGAAACGUGCUUAUUCUUUCGUGAUUUGCCGAAGCCACAGCCUGACCUUUAUACUAACCAGGGCAAGGACUGCUUUCGCGACACAUGGUUGGCAACUUGUAGAUAUUAGUUAUAUCCAGCCGGAAUGGCGCUGGAUAACCGACACCGGUUCAUUGUUGGCAAGCUUGCGGAGGCGUUCGGGCUACCUGAAAAUGUAAUAGAGAAGACACUAACUCAAGACAAGCAAGCAGUCAACAGCUUUUUCACGCCGUCAGGGCCUUCCUCGCUUAUCUUCGUCUAUCAGGCUAAGGAAGAUAAGCUGAAGGAUGGUUCAAUUGGACCUGUGGACAACAAGCCCACGCUCCACAGGCUCGGGCAGCAUGAGCGCAUUCACAACAAAGGCGCAUAUUUCACACGACUUAACCCCAAGGGCGUCAGUGAAAAGACGCUGGAGGCAGACCUUGGCAGCGGCGAGCUCUCUGGCAGCGCGCUGGAGAACUUCAAAACUAUCGUGUCGGACCUCUACGUGCCGAUCAUGCAGGAGCAGCAGCAGUGGGGCAAGCUGCCGCAGGAGAACCUUUCAGACUUCCUGGCGUCCGUCCAGAAGUUUGGCAGCAUGCUAACCGAAGCAGUCAGCACAGUCACCGGCGGCGUCGAGCUGCGCAUGCCGGAUCCUAAAUAUGCUGAGCUGGAGCUGCGGCCGGCGGCGUUGGCCAACGCCGCCGGCGAUGAGGACACGCUGCAGGAGAUGGAGGAGUGCCUGACGGAGUGGUGCCGCGAGGCGGAAUUCCUGCUCAACCAGACCAAUAAGAUCAAGGACGGCGAGGAGCCGGGCCCGGACACGGAGCUGGAGUACUGGCGCACCCGCAUGUCUAACUUCAACUCCAUCACGGAGCACCUGAAGACCAAGGAGUGCAAGCUGGUGCUGGGCAUUUGCUCGCACGCCAAGACCAAGGCCUACCUUCGGUGGAAGGCGCUGGACAUUCAGAUCACGGAUGCCGCCAAUGAGGCCAAGGACAAUGUCAAGUACCUGGCCACGCUGGAGAAGUCGCUGGAGCCCAUGUACACGGGACGCGUGGCGGAGAUCACGGAGUCGCUGCCGGCGCUGAUGACCAACGUGCGCAUGAUGUACACCAUUGCGCGCUUCUACAGCACCGCCGAGCACAUGACCCGGCUGUUCACCAAAAUUACCAACCAGCUUGUACGGCGGUGCAAGGAGCAGAUCAUGGAGAACGGCAAGAUCUGGGACCAGGACAAGGUGGUGCUGAUUGGGAACAUGAAGGUUGCGGUGGACCUGGCCAAUGUGUACCGCCAGCAGUAUAAGCUGGCGAAGGAGACGUUGGCGGCGCAGCCCAAGUCGAAGCAGUUUGACUUUGAUGAGCAGGCUAUCUUCCUGAAGUUCGACCUGUUCUCCAAGCGCUUGUACAAGCUCAUCGACAUGUUCACCACCAUCCACCAGUUCUCCUCUCUGGAGCAGCACACGCACAUUGAGGGGCUGGACACCAUGCUCAAGUCGCUCAACAAUAUCAUUGACGACGUGAAGCGCAAGCCCUACGACCUGCUCGACUACUCCAAAAAUGCGUUUGACCGCGACUUCUUGGAGUUCAAUGUCAACAUCAACGACCUGGAGCUGCAGCUGCAGGGCUUUGUCAACGCGUCGUUUGAGAACAUCACCUCCACCGAGCACGCGCUGUGCCUGCUGGCUCAGUUCCAGGCCAUCAUGCAGCGCGAGACGCUGAAGCAGGACCUGGAGAAUAAGUACAUGGUCAUCUUCCAGAACUACGCUAAGGACCUGGACGCGGUACAGAAGCUCUAUGAGAAGAACAAGUACGAGCCGCCUGUGCCGCGCAAUGCGCCGCCUGUGGCGGGCAACAUCAUGUGGGCGCGGCAGCUGCUCCGGCGCAUUGAGGCGCCCAUGCAGCGCUUUGCGCAGAACAAGAACCUGCUUGCUGCCAAGGAGUCUAAGAAGAUCAUCAAGACCUACAACAAGGUCGCCAAGGCGCUCAUCGAGUUCGAGACGCUAUGGCACCAGGCCUGGAUUAAGUCCAUCGAGCAGUGCAAGGCGGGCCUGGCUGCGCCGCUGCUGGUGCAGCACCCUGACACCGGCAAGAUCCUGGUUAACUUUGAUAAGGAAAUCAUGCAGCUCGUGCGCGAGGCCAAGUACAUGCAGCGCUUCAACAUUGCGGUUCCGGAGAGCGCACAGAUGGUGCUGCUGCAGGAGGAGAAGUUCAAGUUCUACCACAACCAGCUCACGCACCUGGUGCGCGAGUACGAGCACAUCCUGUCACGUGUGGCCGCCACCAUCAAGCCGCUGCUGCGGCCGCACCUGGAUGACAUGGAGCGCAAGAUUGCGCCAGGAUUUGCAGUGCUCACCUGGACCAGCCUCAACAUCGACGGCUACCUGCACCGCUUCAAGCAGGGUCUGGCCCGGCUGGAGGAGCUGGUCCGCAAGGUGCUGGACCUGGUGGAGAACCGUGUGGAGUCCAACCUGCGCGCCAUCAGCGCCACCAUGCUGGUUGAGCUGCCCAGCGACCGCUCCUUUACCUAUGACGAGUUCGUCACCACGCAGCAGCGCUUCCAGAAGAAGCAGGCGGAGCAGCUGGGCAUUCGCAAUGAGGAGGUUCGCCGCGCCAUCGAGGACCUGUUGGCGCUGGUGCGGAACUACCCGCGUGAGAACGUGGACGAUGCGCUGGACGAGAAGGAGGUGACGCUGUUUGUGCGGCACUUCUCUAAGAACAUGUACAACGCCAUCAGCGCGUGCACGCUGCGCAGCCUGCAGGCCAUGAAGCGCCGCCUGGGCUCGCGAACAUCGACGGGGAUUUUCUUCAUGGAGCGGCCCUUCUUCGAUGUGGAUGUGGAGCUCAAGGUGCCCUGCGUCUGCAUGAACCCCAACCUGGAGGAGAUCCAGGCCGCCAUCAACCAGUGUGCUAAGAAGGUGUUGACCACCUCGAAGCAACUGCCGGCGUGGGGCAUGGACAACGUGUCCACCUACCACGAGCUCAUUGCGCAGGACAAGGAGGUGGUGAAGGCGGUGCUGCGCCUCACAGGCUCUGUUGAGGGCAUUAAGGCGCAGGUGACCGAGUACAUUCGCACUUUCGACCGGUACGAGUUCCUUUGGAAGGAGGACCUGCAGGCAGCGUACGACCAGUUCAUGCGCACCAACCCCACGCUGGAGGCGUUUGAGGCUGAGCUGAAGAAGUACAUGGCCAUUGAGACGGAGGUGGCCAACAUCCAUGGCGUCAACAACAUUGGCGCGCUGUCGCUGGAGACGAUGCCGCUGAAGAACAGCCUCAAGGCAGAGGCGGUGUCCUGGAAGACGCAGUUUGCGCAGAACCUGCAUAAGCAGUGCUCGGACGACCUGAAGGCCUUCGACAACUACAUCCGUGACACCAACUCCAAGUUCCACCGCAAGAUUGAGGAUCUGGAGGACGUGCGCAACGUUAUGGCCGUGCUGAAGGAGGUCCGCGAGAAGGAGUCCGAGAUUGACAACCUGAUCGGCCCCAUUGAGGAGAUGUACGGUCUGCUCAUGCGGUACGAGGUCCGCGUGCCCAAGGAGGAGACCACCAUGGUCAGCGACCUGCGCUACGGCUGGAAGAAGCUCAAGAAGGUCGCCACGGAGGUGUCGGAUAACCUGACGCGGCUGCAAGUGGGCUUCAAGCGGGAGCUGAUUAAGGAGGUUAAGACCUUUGUGGUGGAUGCUCAGAUGUUCCGCAAGGACUGGGAGGCGAAUGGACCCAUGGUUCCGGGUCUGGACCCAAUGGAGGCCGUGGACCGCCUGCGCAAGUUCCAGCAGAUGUUCGAGGUGCGCAAGCGCAAGUGGGAGAACUACAGCAGCGGCGAGGAGCUGUUUGGCUUGCCGGUGACCCAGUAUCCGGAGCUGGAGCAGACGGAGAAGGAGAUCCAGAUGCUGGACCGCCUCUACAGCCUGUACGUGACGGUCAUUACGACCAUCAAGGGCUAUGGUGACUACUUCUGGGUGGAUGUGGUGGAGAAGAUUGAUGAGAUGGGCGAGCAGGUGCUGCAGUACCAGAACCAGUCUAAGCGCCUGCCCAAGGCACUGCGCGACUGGCCUGCCUACAACGCCUGCCGCAAGACCAUUGACGACUUCCUGGAGAUGUUGCCGCUGUUCCAAGCGCUGACCCACAAGUCCAUGCGCGAGCGACACUGGAAGGAUGUGAUGCAUAUCACCGGCCAUGAGUUGAACCUGGCGGAGGAUGUGUUCAAGCUGCAGCACCUGCUGGAUAGCAACCUGCUGGCCUACCGCGAGGACAUUGAGGAGCUGACGGGCGCGGCGGUGAAGGAGGAGAUGAUCGAGGUGAAGCUGGCGCAGCUGAAGGCCGACUGGGCUAACCAGAACCUGGCGUUUGCGGAGUACAAGAACCGCGGUCCGGUCAUCCUCAAGCCCAGCGACACCAGCGAGCUCAUGGAGAAGCUGGAGGAGAGCCAGAUGACGCUGGGCUCCAUGGCAACCAACAGGUACUCCGCUCCUUUCCGCGAGGAGGUGCAGGCCUGGUCCAUCAAGCUGUCGACCGUGUCUGAGAUCAUCGAGCAGUGGCUCAUGGUGCAGAGCAUGUGGCAGUACAUGGAGGCGGUGUUCAGUGGCGGUGAUAUCGUCAAGCAGCUGCCGCAGGAGGCCAAGCGCUUCCUGAACAUCGACAAGAACUUCAUGAAGAUAGUGUCGAACGCGCUGGAGACGCAGAACGUGAUCAACACGUGCUUCGGCAACGAGCUGAUGAAGAACAUGCUGCCGCACCUGCAUGAGCAGCUGGAGAUGUGCCAGAAGAGUCUCAGUGCCUACCUGGAGCAGAAGCGUGCGGAGUUCCCACGCUUCUACUUCGUGUCCGACCCCACGCUGCUGGAGAUCCUGUCGCUGGGCUCCGACCCGCCCUCCGUGGUGCCGCACUUCCAGUCCGGUCUGUUCGAUUCGCUGGCCAACGUGACGUUUGACCGCAUCGACAAGACGCGCAUGACGGAGAUGUUCAGCCAGCAGAACGAGAAGGUGGAGUUUGAGCGGCCGGUGGACGCCAAGGGCAACAUUGAGGUGUGGCUGCAGCGGCUGGUGGACGGCAUGCAGGACACUGUCAAGCAGAUCAUCAAGCGUGCUGUGCGCAACGUGGCGGAGAUGCCGCUCGAGGACUUCGUCUUUGGCCACCCCGCUCAGGUGGCGCUGCUGGGCAUCCAGUUCCAGUGGACGGCGGAGACUCAGUCGGCGCUGACCAACGCCAAGGUGGACAAGACCAUCAUGAACAAGAACAUGAAGAAGGUGGACGCGCUGCUGCGCGACAUGGUCAACAUCACGGUGCGCUCCGACCUGACCCGCAACCAGCGCACCAACCUGGAGACCUGCAUCACGGUGCACAUGCACCAGAAGGAGUCCACGGAGGACCUGGUCAAGAAGAAGAUCAAGGACCCCACGGACUUUGAGUGGCUGAAGCAGGUCCGCUUCUACUGGCGCGAGGACAAGGACACCGUCAUCAUCUCCAUCUGCGACGUGGACUUUGAGUACUCGUUCGAGUACCUGGGAGUCAAGGAGCGCCUGGUGAUCACGCCCCUCACGGACAUCUGCUACAUCACGCUGUCACAGGCGCUGGGCAUGUUCCUGGGUGGCGCGCCUGCAGGCCCUGCAGGCACGGGCAAGACCGAGACGACCAAGGACUUGGGUAACACGCUGGGCAAGUACGUGGUGGUGUUCAACUGCUCGGACCAGUUCGACUACACCUACAUGGGCAAGAUCUACAAGGGUCUGGCCCAGUCGGGUCUGUGGGGCUGCUUCGAUGAGUUCAACCGCAUUAACCUGGACGUGCUGUCGGUGUGCGCUCAGCAGGUGUAUUGCAUUCUGUCGGCCAUCCGCGAGCGCAAGAAGAACUUCCUCUUCACGGAUGGCACCACGGUGUCGCUGGACCCGCGUGUCGGCUUCUUCAUCACCAUGAACCCCGGCUACGCUGGUCGCCAGGAGCUGCCGGAGAACCUGAAGGCGCUGUUCCGUGGUGUGACCAUGAUGGUGCCCAACCGCCAGAUUAUCAUGAAGGUGAAGCUGGCCGCCUGCGGCUACCAGGAGAACGACAUCCUGUCCAAGAAGUUCUUCGUGCUGUACGGUCUUUGCGAGCAGCAGCUGUCCAAGCAGGCGCACUACGAUUUCGGGCUGCGCAACAUCCUGUCGGUGCUGCGCACGGCCGGCGCGUCCAAGCGCCAGUCGCCCGACAAGUCGGAGGUGUUCCUCAUGAUGCGCACGCUGCGCGAUAUGAACAUGUCCAAGUUCGUGGCGGAGGAUGUGCCGCUGUUCCUGUCGCUCAUUGACGACCUGUUCCCCGGCCUGAAGGCUGAGCGUAACUCCUUCCCCGAGGUCAACAAGGCGCUGGAGAAGGUGGUGCUGGAGCGCGGCCUGCAGGUGCACCCGACCUGGAUGAACAAGUGCAUCCAGCUGUACGAGACGUACCUGGUGCGUCACGGCAUCAUGCUUGUGGGCCCCAGCGGCAGCGGCAAGUCCGCCAUCUGCGAGUGCCUGGCGGCGGCGCUGACGGAGCUGGGAACCAAGCACAUCAUCUGGCGCAUGAACCCCAAGGCCAUCACCGCGCCCCAGAUGUUUGGGCGCCGCGACGACGCCACGGGCGACUGGACGGACGGCAUUUUUGCGGUGCUGUGGCGCCGUGCCGCCAAGAACAAGAACCAGAACACCUGGAUUGUGCUGGAUGGCCCCGUGGACGCCAUUUGGAUUGAGAACCUGAACACGGUGCUGGAUGACAACAAGGUGCUGACGCUGGCUAACGGCGAUCGCAUCCUGAUGAGUUCCGCGAUGAAGGCUAUGUUCGAGCCGGAGAACUUGAACAACGCCUCGCCCGCCACCGUGUCCCGUGCGGGUAUCAUCUACGUGUCGGACGUUGAGCUGGGCUGGGAGCCGGUGGUGAAGAGCUGGCUGCAGAGGCGCGAGCCCACGGAGACCGCUGCGCUUGGACCGCUAUUUGAUAAGUACGUGCAGCGCCUGCUGGAGUUCGUGCGCAUCAGCCUGAAGCCCGUCAUGUACAACGAGCAGGUUAGCAUUGUGGGCACCGUCAUGACGCUGCUGAACGGCUACCUGCGGGCCAUUAAGGAGGCUGGCACGCCGCUCAACGACACGAAGUACGAGCGCGUUUUCCUGUACUGCCUGACCUGGAGUUUGGGUGGCCUGCUGGAGAUGAAGGAGCGGCCGCUGUUUGACCAGGAGCUGCGCAGCUACGCCACCAACAUGCCGCCCAAGGACGAUGAGACCGACACCAUCUUCGAGUACCUGGUCAACACCUCGGAUGCGGAGUGGCUGCACUGGCGCAACUGCGUCCCCGUCUGGCACUACCCCAAGAACGAGGAGAAGCCCAAGUACGCGCAGCUCGUCAUCCCCACGCUGGACUCGGUGCGCUACGAGAAGCUGCUCAACCUGUCGUACAGCGUUGAGAAGGCCACGCUGCUGGUUGGCGGCCCGGGUACCGCCAAGACCAACACCAUUAACCAGUUCAUCGCCAAGUUCAACCCCGACACCACUACCAACAAGACCAUCACCUUCUCUAGCCUUACGACGCCCGGCAUCUUCCAGAUGUCGAUUGAGGGCUCUGUGGAGAAGCGCCAGGGCCGUACCUUCGGCCCGCCCGGCGGCAAGCAGAUGUGCAUUUUCGUGGACGAUAUCUCCAUGCCGUACAUUAACGAGUGGGGUGACCAGGUGACCAACGAGAUCGUGCGCCAGCUGCUGGAGCAGGGCGGCAUGUACUCGCUGGAGAAGCCCAUUGGCGACAUGAAGUUCAUUGUGGAUGUGCGCUACGUGGCGGCCAUGAACACGCCGGGUGGCGGCAAGAACGACAUCCCCAACCGCCUCAAGCGCCAGUUCGCCAUCUUCAACGUGCCGCUGCCUUCAGUGGCCGCCAUCAACGGCAUCUUCGGCAAGCUGGUGGAGGGUCGCUUCUCUCGCGACGUGUUCUGCGAGGAGGUGGUGUACGUGGCCUCCAAGCUGGUGCCGCUCACCAUCACGCUGUGGAACCGCAUCCAGACCAAGAUGUUGCCCACGCCCGCCAAGUUCCACUACCUGUUCAACAUGCGUGAGCUGUCCAAGGUCUUCCAGGGUGUCAUCCUGGCUGCCCGUGACCGCUUCAACCUGCUGGUUGGCGACUCGGCGGUGUUUGGCGGCAAUGUGAACUCGCCCGAGGGAUACCUGCUGGGCCUGUGGGUGCACGAGUGCCGCCGCGUCUUCUCGGACAAGCUCAUCAGCUACGACGACAAGAACUGGGUGGAUAAGGCCAUCUUUGACCUCUGCCGCGACAACUUCUCGUCCGAUCUGGUGAAGCAGGUGGAGGAGCCGCUCUACUUCGUGGAUUUCCUGCGCGAGCCCGUGGUGGACGACGAGACGGGUGAGAUCAUUGACGGCCACCCCAGCUUCUACGAGGCCGUCAAGGGCGGUCUUCCCGAGGUGCGCUUGCGCGUGGAGGGGCUGCAGCGCAAGUUUAACGAGGAGUCCAAGGUCAUCAAGCUGGAGCUGGUGCUGUUCACGGACGCGCUGAUGCACCUCAUGCGCAUCACGCGCCUGCUGGCCAUGGCGCGCGGCUCGGCGCUGCUGGUGGGCGUGGGUGGCAGCGGCAAGCAAUCGCUGUCGCGCCUGUCGGCGUACAUCGCCGGCGCGUAUCCCUUCCAGAUCACCAUCACCAAGACCUACAACGUGUCCAACCUGUUUGAGGACAUCAAGGGGCUGUACAAGAUUGCCGGCUUUAAGGGCCAGCCGGUGUGCUUCAUCUUCACGGAUGCGGAGGUCAAGGAUGAGGGCUUCCUGGAGUACAUGAACCAGAUCCUCAUGACGGGUGAGGUGGCCGGCCUGCUGACCAAGGAGGACCAGGACAUGAUUGUCAACGACAUCCGCCCCAUCAUGAAGCACCAGGCGCCCGGUGUUCCCGACACGUACGACAACCUGUACAACUUCUUCCUCAACCGCGUGCGUGACAACCUGCACGUCGUGCUGUGCUUCUCGCCAGUGGGCGCCAAGUUUGCCCGCCGUGCGCAGCAGUUCCCUGGUCUCAUCAACGGCUGCACCAUCGACUGGUUCCUGCCCUGGCCCGAAGAGGCGCUGACGUCCGUGUCGGGCAAGUUCAUCGACGAGUUCACGAUGGCGUGCCCCAAGGAGGUCAAGAACCAGCUGAAGCUGCUGAUGGGCCACACGCACGUGUUCGUGACCAAUGCCUGCAAGGAGUACUUUGAGAAGUACCGCCGCUACGUGUACGUGACGCCCAAGUCGUACCUGGCUUUCCUCCAGGGCUACAAGGAGUUGUACGCCAAGAAGUGGUCGUUCACGAAGGAGCUGGCGUACCAGAUUGAGGCGGGUCUGCAGAAGAUGUUUGAGGCCAAGGCGGACGUGAACAAGAUGAAGGCGGAGCUGGCGGUCAAGAACCAGGACCUGGCGGUGUCGGCCAAGGAGGCGGAGGCGCUGCUGAAGCAGAUCAGCGAGAGCACUGCCAUUGCGGAGAAGGAGAAGCAGAAGGUGGCCGUCAUCGUCGAUGCGGUGACGAAGAAGGCCAGCGAAAUUGCGGCCGUGAAGGACGAUGCGGAGCGUGAUCUGGCUGCUGCCAAGCCUGCGCUGGAUGCCGCCCUGGAGGCGCUCAACUCGAUUAAGGACAACGACAUCAAGAACCUCAAGGCGCUGAAGAAGCCGCCGCAGAUCAUUAUGCGCAUCUUCGACUGCGUGCUGAUCCUGCGCAUGCAGCCCAUGAACAAGGCGGAGUACCUGGACGAGAAGGGCCGCAUGGUGCUGUCCGGCAACUACAGCGAGGCGCAGAAGAUGAUGAACCAGAUGAGCUUCCUGCAGGACCUGAAGGACUUCCCCAAGGAGCAGAUCAACGACGAGACGGUGGAGCUGCUGGAGCCCUACUUCAUGAGCGACGACUUCACCUUCGAGAGCGCCUCCAAGGCCUCGGGUAACGUGGCCGGCCUGUGUAACUGGUCCGAGUCUAUGGCCAAGUACCACAAUGUCGCCAAGGUUGUGGAGCCCAAGAUCGCCAAGCUGCGUGAGGCGGAGGCUGAGCUCAAGCUGGCAACUAAGGAGAAGAACGCCGCCGAGGAGCGCAUGGCCAAGGUGCAGGCCAAGCUGGAUGAGAUGCAGGCGCAGUUCGAUGCCGCCAUGGCGCACAAGCAGGCGCUGGAGGACGAUGCAGCGGCCACGCAGCGCAAGAUGGACAGCGCCAAUGCGCUCAUUGGUGCCUUGGCGGGUGAGGAGGCGCGCUGGACUGGCCAGUCCAAGGAGUUUGACGUGCAGAUCCAGCGGCUGACUGGCGACUGCGCGCUGGCGUCCGCCUUCGUGUCGUACCUGGGUCCCUUCAACAAGGAGUUCCGCGAGCUGCUGCUGCACCGCGACUUCUACGGCGACUGCAUGAAGCUGAACGUGCCGGUCACGCCGCACAUGCAGAUCACUAAGUUCCUGGUUGACGAUGCAGAGGUCGGCGAGUGGAACCUGCAGGGCCUGCCCACCGACGAGCUGUCCAUCCAGAACGGCAUCAUGGUCACCCGCGCCAGCCGCUACCCGGUGCUGGUAGACCCGCAGGGCCAGGGCCGCGAGUGGAUCAAGAACCGCGAGGAGGCCAACCAGCUCAAGACCACGCAGCUGAACGACAAGCUCUUCCGCAACCACCUGGAGGAGUGCCUGGCGUUUGGCCGGCCUCUGCUGAUUGAGAACAUUGAGGAGGAGCUGGACCCGCUGCUCGACCCGGUGCUGGAGCGCCGCCUCAUUAAGAAGGGCAAGACCUUUGUCGUGCCGCUGGCGGACAAGGAGGUUGACUUCACGGAGACCUUCCGCCUGUUCUGCACCACGCGCCUGCCCAACCCGCACUUCACACCCGAGCUGUCCGCCAAGGUGACGGUGGUUGACUUCACCGUGACCAUGGCCGGCCUGGAGGACCAGCUGCUGGGCAAGCUGAUCAGCAAGGAGAAGAAGGAGCUGGAGGACCAGCGGCAGCAGCUGCUGGAGGAGGUGCAGAGCUACAAGAAGCGCAUCAAGCAGCUGGAGGACGACCUGCUGUUCCGCCUGUCCAACAGCCAGGGCAACCUGCUGGAUGACACGGAGCUGAUUGACGUGCUGGCGGUCACCAAGCAGACCGCGCAGGACGUGAGUGAGAAGCUGGCCAAUGCCUCCGAGACCAACAAGCGCAUCAAUGAGGCGUGCGAGGAGUACCGCCCUGUUGCGCACCGCGCCACCCUCAUCUACUUCCUCAUCGCUGAGUUCUCGGUGGUCAACUGCAUGUACCAGACCUCCCUGGCGCAGUUCAACCAGCUGUACGAGCUGGCCAUCGACCGCAGUGAGCGCGCCAACAUGCCCUCCAAGCGCAUUCACAACAUCAUCGAGUACAUGACGUACGAGAUAUACCUGUAUGUGCAGCGCGGCCUGUUUGAGCGCCACAAGAUCAUCUUUGCGCUAAUGCUCACCAACAAGGUGCUGGUGUCCGCCUCCAAGGUCAAGGUGGUGGACCUGGAUGUGUUCCUCAAGGGAGGUGCGGCGCUGGACAUCAACUCGGUGCGCAAGAAGCCCAAGGACUGGAUCCCCGACUCGGUGUGGCUCAACAUCAUCGCGCUGUCCGCCAUGGACGCAUUCCGCGACAUCCCCGACUCCGUCUUCCGCAACGACGGGCUGUGGCGGCAGUGGUACGACCAGGAGGCGCCGGAGAUGGCCAAGGUUCCCGACUACGAGGACCGGCUGAACAAGUUUGAGCGCAUGUGCGUCGUGAAGACGUUCCGUGAGGACCGCACCCUCAUUGCCGCGGCGGACUACAUUGCGGAGGCGCUGGGUCAGCGCUUUGUCGAGUCGGUGCCGCUCAACAUGGAGAAGGCUUGGAACGAGAGCCACGCCAAGUGCCCGCUCAUCUGCCUGCUGUCGCCCGGCGCCGAUCCCACCAAGCUCAUCGAGGAUCUGGCCAAGAAGAAGAAGAUCAAGACGCUGGGUGUGUCCAUGGGCCAGGGCCAGGAGGUGAUUGCGCGCAAGCACAUGGCCAGCGCCUCGCUGGAGGGGCACUGGGUGCUGCUGCAGAACACGCACCUGGGUCUGGGCUACCUGACGGAGGUGGAGACGUUCCUGGUGAAGGAGGAGAACGUGCACGAGGACUUCCGGCUGUGGAUCACCGCGGAGCCGCACCCGCAGUUCCCCAUCGGCCUGCUGCAGAUGGGCAUCAAGAUCACCAACGAGGCGCCUGUGGGCAUCAAGGCCGGUCUGCGUGCGUCGUACCAGUGGGUCAACCAGGACAUGCUGGACAUGGUGUCACGCCAGGAGUGGCGGCAGCUGCUGUUCGUCAUGUGCUUCCUGCACUCGGUCGUGCAGGAGCGCCGCAAGUUCGGGCCCAUCGGCUGGAACGUGCCGUACGAGUUCAACCAGAGCGACCUGUCGGCCUGCGUGCAAUUCCUGCAGAACCACCUGUCGGAGAUGGACGCCAAGAAGAGCCCGCAGCCCACCUGGGAGACGGUGCGCUACAUGAUCUCCGCCAUUCAGUACGGUGGCCGUAUCACGGACGACUUCGACAAGCUGCUGAUGGACACGUUUGCGGAGAAGUACUUCCUCCAGCCCGUGUUGGCGCCCAACUACGAGGUGUUCAAGGACGCGCGCACAGCGGAUGGCUUCAGCUACCGUGUGCCCGACUCCACCGACAUUGACGCCUUCCGCUCCUACAUCGAGACGCUGCCGGGGACGGAGUCGCCCGAGAUCUUCGGCCUGCACCCCAACGCGGACAUCACGUUCCGCACGCUGCAGGUGCAGGAGUCCAUCGUGACCAUCCUGGACACCAUGCCCAAGGGCGGCGGUGGCGGCGGCGGCCUGAGCCGUGAGGACGUGGUGGACAAGAUCUGCGAGGACUUGCUGUCCAAGGCGCCACCUCUGUUCGAUAAGGAGGAGAGCAAGGAGAAGCUCAAGAAGCUGCCCGGCGGCCCCACCAUGCCGCUCACCGUGCACUUGCGGCAGGAGAUUGACCGCCUCAACAUCGUCACGCGCCUCACCACCACCACCCUCAAGAACCUGCGGCUGGCCAUUGCUGGCACCAUUGCGCUGUCGGGUGGCCUGAUUGAGGCUCUGGACGCGCUCUUCAACGCGCGCAUCCCCAGCUCCUGGCUGUCCAAGUCGUGGGAGGCAUCUACGCUGGGCAACUGGUUCACGGGUCUGCUGCAGCGCUAUGACCAGCUGAACAAGUGGCUCAACCUGGGCCGGCCGAAGGCCUACUGGAUGACGGGCUUCUUCAACCCGCAGGGCUUCCUGACGGCCAUGAAGCAGGAGGUGAACCGCAAGCACGCCGCGGACAAGUGGGCGCUGGAUGACGUGGUCAUGUCCUCCGAGGUGACGCACCCGCCCAAGGACUUUGAGAGCCUCAAGGAGGGGCCGCCCGAGGGCGUUUUCGUGUACGGCCUCUACCUGGACGGCUGCGCCUGGUCGGGCCGCGAGAACAAGCUGGUCGACUCGGACCCCAAGAAGCUCUUCAACCCGCUGCCGGUGCUGCACGUGACGGGUGUGCUGGCAAAGGACAAGAAGCGCUCCGGGCUGUACGAGGCGCCCACCUACCGCGUCAAGGCGCGCAAGGGCCUCAACUUCAUCACCACCUUCUCGCUGCGAACCGAGGAUGACAAGUCCAAGUGGAUCCUGCGCGGUGUGGGUGUGCUGUGCUCCAUCGACUAAGCGGCGGCAGUGGCGGCGGGGCGGAGAGAUCGAGAGUGUGGUGUUGGUGUGGCUUUGUACUGUAUACCAUGAAAGAGCGGCAGGGCUGAGAGUUCCUGAGAGUGUUUGAGACUUGAGCGGUUGCUAGCGGGGCUUUGAGAACGGUUGGGAUUGAUAAAGCUUGUUCGGUUGAGGCGGUGCAUGUGUGAGACACCGUUUCGCCGUAUGUCAGGACGGAUGACGACCAAUUUGUCGUCAUGGCAGGCGCCGCACUGCGAGUGCUUCGUGAGUAUGUAAGGAUAUGUACACCUA
Molecule: messenger RNA, 13952 nt
Organism: Astrephomene gubernaculifera
Lineage: Eukaryota; Viridiplantae; Chlorophyta; Chlorophyceae; Chlamydomonadales; Astrephomenaceae
Source: the annotation of a GenBank genome assembly